UGCAAGAAUAUCAGAACAAUAAACUUAUUCUGAAGGGAAAUGGUUGCUGUGGUUGAACAUGACCUCAAGAGAAACAACAGGAACAAAGAUCUUUAGUUACAUGUUAAUAAAAUAUUGGUUUUAUGUGUGAGGGAGCCUUAAUGUUGUUGGAUACCUCAAUCUGUGUAACACACUGUAAAAAUGUGAAAACUGAACUCUCUUUCCUAGUUUUUAUUUUUUAUUUUAAUCUUUGAUCUUUUCAAAGAAGGAUGCAGCAUAAAUGAUGUCUCAUUUUCAGGGAUGGACGAUGGUGAGUUGGGAGACACAACAGACGAUAGAAAGCCAACGUUCUGAUUAUAUGGAUUGUAUCAAAUGAUAAAGAAUACAACAAACCAAAGAGAACCUCACAACAAAGCUCUAAAAUGUUUUGGUUAAAACCAAAGAGUAAUCUCCAACAGCCUAAACAAUUGAACUUAUUCCUUGCUUUAAUGAAAUGAUAAUAAACUUUGCAUAAGCACUGCGUGAGAAGCAGAAUAAGUCUUCACGGGAGAGAUAAAGCAUGUUUAAUAAUUCUGAUAACUCAGAGGGCUCGUGCUCACCAGCCAGCUGUGAGGGGAAGGAUUUACAGUCAGACUUCUUUGAUGGUUAAAGAAUGUGCCGUGCUUCUUGUUAUCAGAAUGUCAAACACAAGCUCACACCAAAAUGCAGCCUCUGUACACUCAAGGGCACGGGCACGAAUCCAGCUUCUCAAGGUCUUGUGUUUUGUUUACCAUUUUGCCUCUAUGUUGUGGCUUGUGCAUUACCCUGACCUGGCUUGUAACCAGAUCAGAUUGCUUAUAAAGACCAAACUCAGACAGCUUCCAUUAUUUUCCCUCAUCGGGUUGGAGGAGCGGCGUGCCGAUUAUUUAGCCUUCCUAUGGAUUUGAUCUCUGGCUGUGGACGGACCAUGACACCAGUAGGGUUUGAUGAUGCAGUGGCAAACCUGGUCUCCAUGUCCUCAAAUUCCACUGAAAACCCAUCGCCUGGGAUCCCCAUGGCAACGAGGACCCUCUUGGUGCUUGUGUGUCUGCUGCUGGUCGCCUGGAGUCACACAGACAAGAAGACUGUACCAGGUCCGUCUUUCUGUCUGGGAUUGGGGCCACUUCUGUCCUAUCUGAGAUUUAUCUGGACUGGUAUCGGCACGGCGAGCAACUACUACAACCAGAAGUAUGGAGACAUCGUCAGAGUUUGGAUAAAUGGAGAGGAGACCCUGAUUCUCAGCAGGGCAUCAGCAGUCCAUCAUGUUCUCAGGAAUGGAAAUUACACGUCACGGUUUGGGAGCAAGCAGGGCCUCAGCUGCAUUGGGAUGCAUGAGAGAGGCAUCAUCUUCAACAACAACGUUGCUCUGUGGAAAAAGAUACGCACGUACUUUGCUAAAGCCCUAACAGGUCCAAAUUUGCAGCAGACAGUGGAAGUUUGCAUCUCCUCCACACAGACUCACCUGGACAAGCUGGACAGUUUGACACAUGUGGACGUCCUCAGUUUGCUGCGCUGCACCGUGGUCGACAUCUCCAACAGGCUCUUCCUGGGUGUUCCAGUCGAUGAGAAAGAGCUGCUGCUAAAGAUUCAGAAGUACUUUGAUACGUGGCAGACUGUGCUGAUCAAACCUGACAUCUACUUUAAGAUUAGCUGGAUUCGCCACAGGCACAAGGCAGCAGCCCAGGAACUACAAGAUGCCAUUGGAAAACUUGUGGAGCAGAAGAGGAGAGACAUGGAGCAGGCAGAUAAGCUGGACAGCAUUAAUUUUGCAGCAGAUCUCAUAUUUGCACAAAACCAUGGCGAGCUGUCUGCUGAGAACGUGAAGCAGUGUGUAUUGGAGAUGGUGAUCGCAGCACCAGACACUUUGUCCAUCAGCCUCUUCUUUAUGCUUCUGCUCCUCAAACAGAAUCCAGACGUGGAGCUGCAGCUGCUGCAGGAGAUAGACACAGUCGUAGGAGAAGAGCUUCAGAACGGGGACCUUCAGAAGCUGCAGGUGUUGGAGAGCUUCAUCAACGAAUGUCUGCGCUUCCACCCGGUGGUGGACUUCACUAUGCGUCAAGCUCUUUCUGAUGACAUCAUAGACGGCUACAGGGUACCAAAGGGCACAAACAUUAUCCUGAACACGGGUCGCAUGCAUCGGACGGAGUUUUUCCAAAAAGCAGAUGAAUUCAAUCUGGAGAACUUCCAAAGAAAUGCUCCUCGUCGAUACUUCCAGCCGUUCGGUUCAGGGCCUCGGGCCUGUGUGGGUAAGCACAUCGCCAUGGUGAUGAUGAAAUCCAUCUUGGUGACACUGCUGUCUCAGUACUCCGUUUGCACCCACGAGGGCUUGACCUUGGACUGCCUCCCACAGACCAACAACCUUUCCCAGCAGCCUGUGGAGCAUCCUCAGGGGGCUGAGAGCCUCAGCAUGAGGUUCUUACACAGACAGAGAGGAAACUGGAAGACACACUCACACUUUUAAUUUCCUGUUGUUUUUAACCACCUCACACGCAUAUACGCUCUCAUUCAUUUAUUAUCUCAUGACUGUAAAAAGUACGUUUGUAUUAUUUUGUUAUGUAUUCAUCUUGUGUUUCCAUAUGUCUUGUUGUGCAUUAAGUAAAAUGUAAGUUUCUAUAUUCUAACUCAGAAGUAAAUGUAAAUUAUUGUGUUGAAACUGUGUUUUGUCUUAUUUUGGGGUAUACCAUCCAUAUUUAU
Messenger RNA from Nothobranchius furzeri (turquoise killifish), 2691 nucleotides. It is a transcript of the gene cyp19a1a, whose product is annotated as cytochrome P450, family 19, subfamily A, polypeptide 1a. Gene Ontology annotation, biological process: response to estradiol; female gonad development. NCBI's taxonomy places the organism in Eukaryota, Metazoa, Chordata, Actinopteri, Cyprinodontiformes, Nothobranchiidae. The record is from RefSeq and is a predicted model, not a curated record. Gene Ontology annotation, molecular function: heme binding; iron ion binding; aromatase activity. Gene Ontology annotation, cellular component: endoplasmic reticulum.